GGGCCGCCGCCGCCGCCCAUGGAGCCCAACGGGACGGCGGCGGCGGGGGGCAACGCCUCGGCGGCGGCGGCGGCGGCGGCGGCGGCGGGGGGCGGCGGUCCCCCCGGGGGAGGUCCCCUGCUCAUCCCGUCGGCCUUCGGGACGGUGCUGUCGGUGAUGUACGUGGCCGGGGUGGUGGGCAACGUGUACACGCUGGUGGUGAUGUGCCACUCGGCGCGCUGCGCGGCCCCCAUGUACAGCUCCAUCAUCAGCCUGGCCCUGGCCGACCUGCUCUACCUCUCCACCAUCCCCUUCAUCGUCUGCACCUACCUGGCCCAGGACUGGUACUUCGGGGACCUGGGCUGCCGCAUCCUGCUCAGCCUGGACCUGCUCACCAUGCACGCCAGCAUCUUCACCCUCACCCUCAUGUGCACCGAGCGCUACCUGGCCGUCACGCGGCCCCUGGACACCCUGAAGCGGUCGCGCGGCUACCGGAAGGUCACGGCGGGGGCCGUCUGGUCGGUCUCGCUGCUCCUUACCCUGCCCAUGAUGCUGAUGGUCACCCUGACCGAGGGGGGCAAGGCGGAGGGCAAGGUGAAGAGGAUGUGUGCGCCCACCUGGAGCGUGGAUGCCUACCGGACCUACCUGACGGUGCUCUUCAGCACCAGCAUCAUGGCCCCGGGAAUCAUCAUCGGCUUCCUCUACACGCGCCUGGCCAGGACCUACCUGGAGUCCCAGAGGAACCCCCCCCACAAGGAGAAGAGCAAGAGGUCCCCCCGGCAGAAGGUCCUCAUCAUGAUUUUCAGCAUCGUGCUGGUCUUCUGGGCCUGCUUCCUGCCGUUUUGGAUCUGGCAGCUGGUGCGACUCUACAGCAGCUCCCUGCAGCUCACCACCCAAACCCAAAAGUGCAUUAACUACCUGGUGACCUGCCUGACCUACAGCAACAGCUGCAUCAACCCCUUCCUCUACACCCUGCUCACCAAAAACUACCGGGAAUACCUGCGCAACAGGCACCGCAACUUCUACAGGUUCACAUCCUCCUUUCGCAAGAGGGGCUCCAACCUGCAGUGCUCCUGGGGACGGUCCACGUCCUCCAGCAACCAGUAUGACUACAGCUCGGAGGCCGUGGGCAUGGCCACGCUGAAGGACAAGUGAGGAAGAGGAAGCGCUCCGGAGACACCAGGACCAGCAGAGCGUCUGGCCAAGGGCUUCUCUCAUUCCAUUUGACCUCAUGUUCCAUCCCCAGAGGAAUUACAUCAAGACUGGAUCCCCAAUGCCAUGGUCUGGGUUGCAAGUAAAGGAGAUGGUGAUGGCAUAGCGAGUGCCCCAGUGAACCUUUUCUACCCGAUGAAGGUUCUCUGAUCCAGAGGUGAAAAAAGAAACCCGGCCUGUAAAGACAAAAUAUAUUUAAUCAGUGACAUGGAGUUUGCCACUUGGCUAUCAGCUCCCUGCACAGUUUUGCUGUUGUCUCAGUCCAACUGUUCCCUAGCUACCUGAGAGCCCAUAGGUCAUCAAAGACAAACUGUUAUGAGCUUAUGCUGCACUCUGACAGCUUUAUGUACUGUUUAAAACGUACGUUAAUCCUUUGUGCUACAAAGCUGGAGACAUAAUUCCACCAUAACUCAUAGUUUAUAAAAGGCAGGAGGAAGCCAAGAACAUCUGAAGCCAGUUCUUAGUUGCCUCAAUUAAAAAAAAAAAACAAAAAAAAAAGGAAACAAAGUAACUCUAGUGACUGUCAGCAAAGUGUAUUGAUUUCCUUCCUGCUCCCCUUCUAGUCUGGGCUCUAAUUUUAGACCAAAGAAGGAGGAAGUACUACAAAGGUGGCCAAAAGUCUUCAGUGAAAAAAAUGCUCAGCAGGUUUACAAACAGCUGUGGCAGCUUAUCAGCAUUAUACCCAGUAUUUGCUAUAGCUUUUUGUGCGCAGUCUGAUCACUCACUGUUGAGCCAGGUUAGAAAGUUAGGUAUCAGUCAUAUAGAAAUUAAUUUUCCUUAGAAGGAAUGACUCCAUCAAUGCAUUGGCUUGGAAAUUGUUCUACAGAUGCAAGUGCUUACUGCUGUGCUUCAUCCUGUCCAAGCUUUGACCACCACCUUGCCUUAGGGUUCUCCAAGCCUUAAGUGGCAUCAAGGUGAAAUGCAGUUACUUUGAUAAUGACAGUGGAGAUAUAUUAGCAUCCCACUUGAUGAAACAGCAGAAUGGAGCUCUCUGCACUUUCACAUUAUUAAACUGUUCUGAUAA
Molecule: messenger RNA, 2215 nt
Organism: Aquila chrysaetos chrysaetos
Lineage: Eukaryota; Metazoa; Chordata; Aves; Accipitriformes; Accipitridae
Product: urotensin-2 receptor-like
Exons: 2
Coding region: 19-1134 (371 amino acids)
Biological process (GO): regulation of blood pressure; blood vessel diameter maintenance; neuropeptide signaling pathway
Cellular component (GO): membrane
Molecular function (GO): urotensin II receptor activity
Source: RefSeq, a predicted model, not a curated record